AUGGGCAACGCGGCGAGUUGGUUGACGCAGUCGCUCUGCCCAGAAGAGCAAGCGCUAUGGGUCGCGGCCAAGAGCGGCGACCUCGAGACGCUGCGGAAAGGACUGGAGCGUCUCACGCCCGAGACGCGGUUCCAUGCCGAGUGGCGGGACCCCGUUUACGGCUACUCCCCACUGGCCAACGCGUGCUCGCAGGGCCAUUUCCACUGCGUCCAGGCGCUUCUCGCGUACGGCGUGGACGGAAACGCUCGAGACGCUCAGGGCGAUACACCGCUGCACAUUGCGACGUCCUGUGGGAAGAGCGAGAUCGUGCGGCUGCUGCUGGAGACGCCUGCCGUGGAUUACUUUGCCAAGACAGCGACCAAGGCGCAGACUGCGCUGGACAUUGCACGUCAGGGGUACAAGGGGUCGGAAGGCCGGGGGUUGCAGUACAUUCAGUGUGUGGAGCACCUUGAAAAGAAAUUGUGCCUGUACUCGGGCUGGCUGUACGAACGGUCGGACAACUUUUUGUCGAUUGCGUCGGGGAUUUCGGGUUUGGAUUCGUGGAAAAAGAGGUAUGCAAUGGCCUUGCGGACUGAGGUGAGGGAUGUCAUUGAGAUUGAUUUAUUCCCGAUGAAACCGGGUGAGCGACGUCCGCCAGUUCCAAGUUUGGAGCUUUUAUACAAAACUAGUGACGGGAUCCAGCAGAGUGAUGACGUUACUUGGCUCAACCGAAAAGAGUUUCGUUUGUCAUUGAAAGUAUCAAGGAAGCAUGGCUCCAGUCGUUCGUCUGCCAUUCAAUCGAUGGACUUUGCUGCCGCGAACCAAGAAGAACUUGCUGCAUGGAAGACGUUCUUAACGACUUUGCGGGUCAAUGCUCCAGCAAGCUCGGCAACAACGGUAGUCGGAGAUGCUGACAAUCGACGCACUGAUGCUGGCAGUCGACGCGCUGAUACUGAUAGUCGACGCGUUCAUCCCUCUCAGCCUGCUGCUUGUUGCUCCUCGAGCUGCAGUCCUACUCAAGCAGCUGUACUGCAGGAACAACGUGAUUUGGAACGAGCUUUGCGACUGUCACUUGAGGAAGCACGGCGGCACUCUCGAACUCAGUCAGCGCCGUCUGCCCCGCCUCCAUCCGACACAAUGCUUGAAGCUCUAAAUUAUUCUGCAACGGUUGUGGGUCCUGAUGGGGUAGAGAUUGUACAACUUCUUGGAGGUGAUGAUUUGGCAGUUGCCCAUCGUACAUUGUCACCACCCUCUGCUUCGAGUCACCUGGCGAUGAGUGCUGAUCGGCAGGAAGCUCAACGCCAUGAUGAGUGUGUCGUGUGUUUCGACGGACCUCAGGAGGCAGUCUGUGUCCCGUGCGGUCACAAUGCUGUGUGCAUGGGUUGUGCGCAGGAGCUCCUCGACACCACUGGAUUAUGCCCUGUGUGCCGACAGCAAGUGAGGGAGGUGAUUCGUCUCUAUCGCGUAUGA
Molecule: messenger RNA, 1449 nt
Organism: Peronospora matthiolae
Lineage: Eukaryota; Oomycota; Peronosporomycetes; Peronosporales; Peronosporaceae
Source: the annotation of a GenBank genome assembly